AUGGAAAAGAGUUUUAUCAUGGUGAAACCGGAUGGAGUUCAGAGGGGACUGGUUGGGACCAUCAUCGAGCGCUUCGAAAAAAAAGGAUACAAAAUGAUAGCAUUAAAAAUGUUGAAUCCGACCAAAGAAAUACUUAAGGAGCAUUACAAGGAGUUAGCUGACAAGCCAUUUUUUAACACCCUCGUUGAGUACAUAAGUAAAGGUCCCGUCGUUGCCAUGGUUUGGGAAGGAGUCGAAAUUGUAAGUCAAAGCAGGAAACUCAUUGGAGAAACGAACCCUCUGAAUAGCAACACUGGCACCAUUAGGGGUGAUUUCUGUCUGGAGGUUAGCCGAAAUGUGAUUCACGGUAGUGAUUCCGUUGCGUCGGCCAAUCGGGAAAUUAACAUUUGGUUUAAGGCGGACGAGUUAGUGCAGUGGAGUCACCACUCGAAGCCGUGGAUUUAUGCGUAG
Messenger RNA from Plasmodium inui San Antonio 1, 450 nucleotides. RefSeq names its product nucleoside-diphosphate kinase. The record is from RefSeq and is a predicted model, not a curated record. Lineage: Eukaryota; Apicomplexa; Aconoidasida; Haemosporida; Plasmodiidae. Gene Ontology annotation, molecular function: nucleoside diphosphate kinase activity. Bases 1 to 450 code for a protein of 149 amino acids. The transcript has a single exon. Gene Ontology annotation, biological process: GTP biosynthetic process; UTP biosynthetic process; CTP biosynthetic process.